UGACGUGUGCGCGGCGGCGCUGCCUGGGCCAUUGGCCGCGGCCGCUCGGGCCCCGGCUCCCAUUUGCAGGCGCGGCGCUUGGAGGCGCCGGCGGAGCGCGGGCAGCGGCUGCGGGCAGGCGGGCGAGGCCCGACGGGGCGGGGGCUCCGCGCCGGGUUGCGGCGCUGCCUGAGGAAGGGCCCCGCCCCGGGACCCCGCCCGACUGGGGGCGGCGGCAGCAGGUAACCUCCAGCCCGCCUCGCUGCCGCCCCGCAGGGACCCGGGGAGCCCGCCAUGGCCUCCAAGCUGCUGCGAGCCGUCGUGCUGGGCCCGCCCGGCUCCGGCAAGGGCACGGUGUGCCAGCGCAUCGCCCACAGCUUCGGGCUGCAGCAUCUCUCCAGCGGACACGUCUUGCGGCAGAGCAUCGCGGCCAGGAGCGAGGUUGGUGUCUUGGCAAAACAGUAUCUUGAGCAAGGCCUUUUGGUACCAGAUCAUGUAAUCACUCGUCUCAUGAUGACAGAGUUGGAGAAAAAACAGACUGAGCACUGGCUGCUGGAUGGUUUUCCUAGAACAUUAGUACAAGCUGAAGCACUUGACCGAAUCUGUGAGCUGGAUCUAGUUAUCAGUUUAAACAUCCCGUUUGAGACACUGAAAGACCGCCUCAGUGCUCGUUGGAUUCACCCAACUAGCGGAAGAGUGUAUAACAUGGAAUUCAAUCCGCCUCUUGUACAUGGGAUCGAUGACAUCACAGGAGAGCCAUUAAUCCAGCAAGAAGAUGACAAACCUGAUGCUGUUGCUGCCAGGCUAAGAAAAUACAAAGAUGCAGCAAAGCCAGUAAUAGAUCUAUACAAGACCAGAGGUGUCCUACACUCAUUUUCUGGGACGGAGACCAACAAAAUCUGGCCUUACGUCUACACUCUGCUCUCAAACAAGAUUCCUCCUAUCUGUACUGAAGAGGCAAACUAAAAACCUCCCACAGGAGCAAGAAACUAAUAUGGUUGCUUAUUUGGUGCGUGCGGUAUUGGGGCUGUUCUCAAACUGGAGAAUAGCUCAGUGUCUAAAACAGCUUCCUUAAGUUUCCUUCAGAACAUGUAUGGAAAGGCAGUUAUAGCCAGAAUCAGGGUGGAGGAGGUUUAAGACCAAGACUGAACUGAAAAGUUCAGUCUUUUGGGCUAUAACAUAUUUCUGUUGGUGAUCAGGAUUUCUUAAAUUGUGGACCAAGAUGUAACAUUUGUUGGAUUUCUGUAGCCUGUUGUGAUUUCCCAUCACCCCCCAAUUCCACAAAGAUGUGCAAUGUGCUCUUUUGUUGCUCCACAGCACUUCCUUAAGAUAAUGCACCAUGAUGAUUUAUUUGAAACUUUCUCAGAGAAAUAGUACUAAGAUGCAAACUUUAGCCCCAUGGGAAUUGGUGAGUAACCUGAAAAAAAGAAUUACACUACAAAACUCAUGAGGCCCACGCUUCCAGUAUUAAGUGCAGAAGAAAAUCCAUGGGGGGCUAGAAUAUAUAUGUAUGUGCUUCUUUCUUUUUAUUUUUAUAAGAGAAAAAGGAAAAAUAUUAUAAAAAAUGCUGCUAUCUGAUGUAGUUUUCACUAUGUGGUAUAGUAUUGACCAGGAAACUGAGUACGCCUACAUUUGCCUAGGAGAAGAGUUGCACUAGAUGGUGCUUGACAGUUUAUAGCUUUAAUACUAUAAGAUAUGGGUGUAUUAUUGGUUGGUCCCAAAGAUUUACUUUAAUAUCUGGUUUUGUUUUUGUUUGGUUUUUUCCUCUGGGAAAAAUCCCUUCUGUAUGUUGUAUUGCCUUAUAAUGGAGGUUCUUUCCCUCUCUCAGAAUACGGGGGUUAUUUUGAGAGGAAAUCCCCUUAGCUUUUAUGGGGGCUGCCUGUGAACCUUCCCUCUUCCUGUUAAUAAAAGAAGAGACCUCACAUAUAGACACAACUCUGGCUGACUGAGUUCCACUUGAGGUAUGUGUGUGUGUAUGUCGAAUGGCAAGGUCGGGACCAACUGCUGGUAUUAAGCACUUUCUUUGUGAAUCUAAAGCAAACUGUCCGUUUCUUGUACAUUCCAUGAUAACCGGGUUAUGCUGGUUCUGUGACCGUGUGCUCAAUUUACUUGUGCUUGAAGUGAUGUACAAUUAAGCAUGCAGCUAACUUAAAAUCAGUGCCCAACUUGGCAGGAAAUUCUUUGCCUACUGAAUAAAAAACAUUGCGUUCUUCUAGAGCUGACUUGAGACUAGUACCAAAAAAUAUCUUACCAUGAAUAUAGGCUUUUUCCUCUGGCACUCUGGUUACUGCUUCUGGUCUGAAAAAGCUUUGUAGUGUAUCAUUUUAUGUCUUGACAUCCAUUUCCAGUUUGCAUUUGCAGUUAUAACACUUCAUAGUAGUGGUUCUGAAGUGUUUUAGAGCCGCCAGUGAUUCUUGUUAGGAGAAGCAUUUCUAGUUACUUGUGAAUGGAUUAUUAUGAGCAAACACCUUUCAGAUGUAUGACAACUUUUCCUUAGUUAGCCUUGUUCCUGUCUCUGUUUGAGCUGGAGAUGGUGGCUUUUUGCUAAACUGGAAGUACUGUACAUUUGUUUGAUUUAAUCUUUAAUAGCUGCAGUACCUAAUUAAUGGGAAUAGGAUUUACCUCUUAUGCCAUGUCUGAAGUUGCCUUAUUUUAUAAAGCUAUAUUUAAGAAAAACCAAGAUACAUAUUUUUGAGAAAUAAGAAGCUGAAUUUUACGAACUAGACUUUUUGAGAACUCUUUUUGCCAAGCUGCUUUAUUUGCAUAGCUAGCCAUGCUCAAUUUUAGCAAUCGGUAACUAACUAGGGUUGCCAGUUAAAAAGCUACCACCAUAUUCCAGUAGACAGCUUGACUGAUUUUUUUUUUUUUUUUAAAACAAGUCUGUCACUGAAAUGUCCAUACCUGACUUUUCUGCUCUUUGCAAUAUGCUCUUGAAGAUUGGCUGGGUGUAGGGGGAGGAGUUGGGACUGGACUUUUCUAAGUUAUGUUCAGAAUUUGAAUUGAGUGGAAACUUUUUUGGCACUGGGGGAAGGGUUGGUUGGGGUUAUGUGGUUUUUUUUCCAAGCUAGCAGGCAGCUAACGUUGAAAAGACAGCAGGUUGUAGACAUCUUCACACCUUUCUCUCUCUUCUUACUGUUAGGGUGAGACUCGCUCAGUAUUUCCACUCUGCUCUCCACUUUAUUCCUCUUCCCUUUCUCCUAUCCAUGACAAUAGAAAGCCCUUUUAAUAUAGCAGUCUGACCUUCUCAGUUAAGGACCUACUGGUUGCCUGUUAUCACUAGCCGUCAAGCUCACAGCUGUCCUGUUGUGAUCAGCCUUAAUGCAAAUAAAGUACAGCAGAGUAUGAUCUCCUCCUGAGGGCUGUGCUUAGCGUUGCAUUUGCCAUAAUACAUUCUAGGCAGUUGCAUGUUGUUUUUUGUAAUAGAAAGAUUGUGAAAUGGUGUGCUCUCGUAUGGUGAGGCAACCAUCUUCCUAGCUGGAGUGCAUAGUUUUGGUCUGAGAUCAAACCAUUUCUGAUCUCAGAAAUGUCAUUUUUGUCUCCUGUGUAUGGGGAAAGUAGAAUAGUAUUGUUUCAGUACAGUCUUCCCCCCCCACCCCUGCACAUACACACACCCCACCUCUACUGUGACAUAAAAAGAAUGUGGGGUAGGUGGGUUUAAGCCAGUAGGUCUUUCCCCUCAUAUAUGCAUCAGUCUUGAUAGGUAUGGAGGAAAUGCACUGAUGAACAGGGUGAUUUAGGGGUAAUGGGGGAUAUAGGCCACACCUGUACUAUUCAACACCAAGGAAAGAUGGUGCUGAGUCCCAGGCAUGCAAGACAUGGAGUCAGGAGCAACUAAAGCAUCUUCAGGAGAGAGAGGACCUGCAGGCAAAAAACCUGCUCCUGUAGAGCUCCAUUUGCCUUUCUCUAAAAGAGGUGACUUGGAAGUGCUGAUACGCUCCAAGCCCUGCUCUUGAUGGACACUUUCCACUAAAUUCAGCAGCCCUGGGGAAACGGCCACAGAACAUAGGCUGAUUUCAUGGGAACUUGUUGGGAGGUUCUGCUACCCAUUAACUUGAACAUUCAUGAAAUUAUUUGGGGCACUUCCAGCAAACCCUAUAACUGUCAAAACCCAGUAUUUUAAGCAACAAGGGGGUUAUAUUAAAAAAUAUCUACUUUGUAUGUAGAUACAAGACCUCUGGAAACCUGCACACAUUAGUUUGAACAAAUAUGUGAAUGUAAUAACAGGAGUUGCACUUCUAAGGUACUGCCACUUUUUUUAAUACUGUCAUGCAUUGUGUGGAGGAGCCAACAGCUGGGUUUCUAGGGCAUCUCAGGAAUUGUAAUCUGCUGUACUAGUCUCCUUGAGUAUCCAAGCCACAAAUUGUUUGAUUAAAUGAGGACUACUGGCCAAAAGGCAAUAAGCCAAAAAGUGAGACUGGCAUCUUUACCUAUAAGUUCCCUUUGUGCUUUUCAGUGCGUAGAAGGAGGGAGUGUCUCUUGAGACACCAGUUUUGAGGCCUUAUAACAGAAGACUACGAUUGUGCUUUAAGGCGAGUGGGGGUGAGCAGGAGAAUAAAUUAGAGACAAGGCAAGCAUUUCAAAUAUCUAAAAUGUGGGAACCUGUCAAAGCCACUAAACUUGUAAACAUGGAUUUGCUCCAGCUGGAGUUUCGGGUUUUAAAAAGUGUAAAGAGAAGAAGCAUUUGAGCAUUACUUGCCAACAUCUGUAAUGCUGCAUAACUUCAUCCAUUUUUAAACAAGCAUUCAACUCCAGGUUCACACUUCCCUGAUUCUUAUUGCCCUGCCCUGUGGUUUGAUCUUGGGAAAUAGAUUUUUACACUUUAUUUGCUUUCAUCUUAACUGUAUUUUAAAUGCUCUAUAUUUACAAAUAUGAGUCUAAUAUGAGAUUAUGUUCCUUCUCCGUCAAACUUACGAAGGGGCCAAUGCUUUCCAACUUUUGUGGGUUAGACUGCUGCAGUUUGUUUUAUCUUGUGGUCAAAAUUUUCCUUAGAGCCUCCCAUCCUCCAUAUUUCUCCCCUCAGUGAAAUAAUUAUUUAUUGUGGUGCUGUAAAAUGAACAGCUAAGAACAGCAUGGAGAUGUACCAGUCAAGAGCAUCCCUUAGUGUAUGGAUCCAGGAGUUUCUUAAACUGUAAAUGUAAUGGUUCACACUUGUCUGUCUCUCUGCAUGCCAGUAGUCUCUGCCUUCCCUGCAUGCAUGUGGUCAUUUAUUCCAUAUGAUAACAUGUUAUGAAUGCUUAUCUUUCCAGGGCAGUGGGUAUGAUACCUGUUUUGCAGAUAUAAGAAGGAUACUCAUGGACUCUUGUGCUGAAGUUAGAUUUUUUUUUUUCUUUUCUUUCCAGUUUAGGGAUUGUAGUCCUGUACUUUGCUCUCAGGAUCAGGCUGCUAAAGAAAUUAUAUAAUUCAUUAAUAGUUUGAGGCACACCCAUACCCCUGUAUAUGCAAACUCAUUUUCAGCAGUACUUUGCUUCGGGAACCCCCCCCUCCCCCUCCGAUGUUAUCACUCUUUGAGGAUGAUGUGUUCAUGUCCAGGUUUCAGAUGAAAGAACCUUAUGCAUUUUUAUAUUCUUAUGCUUCAAAAUUAUAUAUGUCAGUCACUCUAUAUUCUUGGUAGAGGGGGGAAAAUGUCAUUCAGUUUGAGGAGAGACUUGUACAUUUGUAACCUGACUACAAUGAGGAGGAGGAUCCAUUUAUACACCAUGCUAGAUGAGCGAUGAAUUAAAGCUUGACACCUGAACACUAGUAAAAUGUUUAUUUCCAAGAUGCAGAGCAUGGCCAUUCCUCAGGGUUUAUCAUCAUUGCUGGUUAGUUUGAGCAUGUUUCCUGGAAUCCAAGGGGAUGUCUAUGCUGCAAUAGCUGAAGAUAAUGUGGGUUUCCUUGAGCCUGCAGUUAUUGUAGCAUAGAGGUAUUCCAACUCUGUUAUGCUAAAUGCUCAGACACUGUUGUAGAGCUAGGCUUUACAUUUGGAGCUCACAAAUUUGGUUUUUGUUUGUUUGGGGUUUUUUUUGUUUUUAACAAAAGUAGUAAGUGGGGCUGGUAGGGACACUUGGAGGUGGCUGCCACAGGUGUUCCUUUGGGUAAGGCAGAACCAUCUGGCCUUUGGUUUUGUAGCUUCUAGAGACCUUGUGUGUAGAGACCUGUAUGAAUCCAACACCUCCCUUAAAAAAUUAAGAAACCUGGUAAUCUGUGUCUGAACCCAACAUCAUUCUUGAUCCUUAUCUUAGCCAGAAGGCUAAUUUUUAUUUCUUGAGCUAACAGAGGAGUGAGGGGCAGGUGUUUAGGCAUCUGCAUAGAUUUUGAGGUAGCUGCUAUGUCUCUGAAUGGUAGGGACAGCUGUUUGCCAUUUUAAGAACCUUCUUAGAGGCGAGUGGCCUGCAUGCACCAGCCUUUCUAUAGGAGUCAGAGUACAUAAUACUCUAAUAGUCUAUAGUAUAGAUCCAGCUGCACUGGUUCUUCUAGUAUUAACCCAGAGUCCACAACCUCAGCCCCAGACUGAGGUGGAGGAAGGUGAUCUCUGCACUUCCACCUCCCCUGAGAAGAUCCUAAGGCCCAGUCCCCUAAAUCCGUUUGAUGACUAGGCCCCUCACAAAUGCAGGAACCAGGGAGAGGUUAAUUAAGAUGAUUUAAUUUCUCUAUGGAGAGGUGGGAGCUGUUUCCUGAUGCUUUCUUUUUCCCCUCAUCCCAAAAGAGACAACAGAAUACAGGUGUGAAAGAACAGCCUCUCUGGGCCUCGUUUUAGCCUGAACUGUAACUGGCUUUAGUGUUUUGUUAUGCAAAUCUGACCUGGUCAUUAUCUUCUACAAAUUUUGGGUAGAGAAAAUGCUAAACCAUUCCUCUAUGGAUAUCUACAGCCACAGUAAUACCCUGUUUAAGCACCACUGAGUCUGAACGGGUAUGCUGACACAAAGCUUCCUUUUUGGGAAGGGAACAGGUUUAGUUUCAGAAGUUGUGCGUUCUGUUCGGUUCUACAGGUCUCCAUCCUGAAGGUCUUAAAGAUGGAUCAAAUCCUCAUUUUGAGCUGUGCCAUCUCACUCUGACCGUUCUUGGGCCCCAGUGCUUAAACCUAUCGUUUGUUAGUAAAGCCUCCCACUGUAAAUGAGUUGUGUUUUACCCUACUAUCAUUGGAGUCCACCUGCCAUGGCAGAGCGCGGUUCUGCUCCUUUCUCAAAUUCUGCCUUUGGGACUGUACUGUGAAUCUGAUGCAGUUUCUAAAAUAACUUUGUAAUAUAACUUCAGGAGUUGGGAGGAGCAAGCUUCCUUCUUCUGUGUAUCAGCUUGUUUAGAGAACUGCUCAAUAUUUGUAUGUUUGCUGAUGCCCGUUUUUGGAUACUCUGUUCCCUAAAGAAUCACUACAGCAGUGUUGCCGUUUGAUACAUGUAAAUAAAAAUUUUUUUUUCUCCUGCUUA
Messenger RNA from Alligator mississippiensis (American alligator), 7382 nucleotides. RefSeq names its product adenylate kinase 4 (gene AK4). The transcript is spliced from 5 exons. The record is from RefSeq and is a predicted model, not a curated record. Gene Ontology annotation, biological process: nucleobase-containing compound metabolic process. NCBI's taxonomy places the organism in Eukaryota, Metazoa, Chordata, Crocodylia, Alligatoridae. Gene Ontology annotation, cellular component: mitochondrion; cytoplasm. The coding region runs from base 274 to 945 and encodes 223 amino acids. Gene Ontology annotation, molecular function: AMP kinase activity; nucleoside diphosphate kinase activity; ATP binding.